UACUGACGGACUUGAGGACAGCAUGGCGGAGAUGUUUGGUUUAUUUUUCCAGCAACAACAUGAGGGUUAAUUAGGGGGGUAAUUAUUGGGGUAAUUAAACAUGUGGGUCACCAGGCGACUUCUGACUUCCGCCGUCCUCACAGGACACUUUGGGCUGCUGAAUCGCCGCCUGAACCCACCGCCUGAUUUCUGGCCACGCUUCCUGCAGUGCACCUACUGCUGGAGGACUCGGAUCCCCGCCACAGACCUGAACGUUCUGCAUCCUGAUCUUUCAGACCCUCGGUGCAGACACCGUGAUGACGUGAGCGAUGCCACACUGGACUCUCUGUACACGUCGGAUCAGAGAGACGCCAUCCUGCAGCUCCUCAAUACAGGCUCGGAGUCUGAGCUCGCCGCCGUCAAGAUGCUCCGGGGACGAAAAUCGGCCAACAUCAUCGAGUACCGGAUCAGGAACGGACCCUUUAGGGACCUGGAGAGCGUCGUGAACGUGCCACUGUUAAAGCACAAGAGCGCCGUCGUGGCGUUUAACUCCAUCCUCUGUCCUAGAGAGAAGAAGGAGAAGAGGAAGGGGAGGAUUCAUCUCGCCAAGUUCAUCAGGCCUGAAGUGGACAAGGCGCUGUUAGAGGACGCCACGUCCAUCGUGUCCAUCGUGUGUGGGACGAACCGUAUAGCGUGGACGCACAUGGACCGGGCAAUGACGGUGUUGGAGUGGCAGCAGGAGGAAUGUCCCAGCUUCAUGAAGGGCACCUACAUGGCAUCGGGUUAUCUGGAAGAUAUUUGUGGCGUGGUGUCGAAGCUGCCUGUGGCGGAUUUCUACGUGGUGGAGAAGCCGAGCGUGUCGGUGCAGAACACGGCGCUGUUCCCCGUCAUGGUUCACCUGCGUACGGUGGAGGCCAUGCUGUUCGCUCUGCUCAGCGCCAGGAGAGAUGCCGCCGCGCCGCCUAACGUCCUCAACAUGAUGCGCACGGCCGUCGGGCGACACUUUGGAUUGAUCAUCGGCGAGAGUCGUACAAGUGGCGCCGAGGUCGUGAGGAAGAUGAUGUCAGAAUCGGCGAUGAAGAAGAUACCACGUGUGAUCUUCCCAAACGAGCUGCUGGUGCGAUACAGUGGAGCGUUUCACUUCAGCAGCAGGAACAAAGGACAGGAGAUGUGUGACGCUCUGCUGCAGGCCGUCGCCUUCUACGAACUGCUCACAGCCUCACAGUGAGUGUGUGUGUGUCAGCGAGAGCAGCAUGCACUUCCUACAUCUGUCUUUAUGACCUGAGGCUCAGGACUUUAUUUCACUUUAAGCAAUGAUACUGUACUGACGUUAGAUCAGGACUCGGGGGUGACGAUAUAUUCUCACUUUGGUGCUUUAUUAUUAUUAUUAUUAUUAUUAUUAUUAUUAUUAUUAUUAUAAAUAUUUUAUUAGUAAAUAAAUCAGGUUAUUGUUAAAAAUAAAAUGAUUUCCAUGCGUUUUUAUUUAUGAGAUGAAUAACAAAAGGAUGUGGAGUUGUAGACACGCCCACUGUGCUCUGAUUGGCUUGUGUGUAACAGGACCAUUUAAUAAGGCUCUAAAUAUAUAAACAUGUAGAGAAUUGUGUAUUAAAAACAACAGAAUUCACCACUGAGUGAAAAUAAAUAUAUAAACUUUAA
Molecule: messenger RNA, 1635 nt
Organism: Tachysurus fulvidraco (yellow catfish)
Lineage: Eukaryota; Metazoa; Chordata; Actinopteri; Siluriformes; Bagridae
Gene: tefm
Product: transcription elongation factor, mitochondrial
Exons: 4
Coding region: 101-1207 (368 amino acids)
Biological process (GO): transcription elongation by mitochondrial RNA polymerase; mitochondrial transcription
Cellular component (GO): mitochondrial nucleoid
Molecular function (GO): nucleic acid binding; DNA polymerase processivity factor activity
Source: RefSeq, a predicted model, not a curated record